Molecule: messenger RNA, 4688 nt
Organism: Styela clava
Lineage: Eukaryota; Metazoa; Chordata; Ascidiacea; Stolidobranchia; Styelidae
Product: putative ATP-dependent RNA helicase DDX43
Molecular function (GO): RNA binding; RNA helicase activity; ATP binding
Source: RefSeq, a predicted model, not a curated record
AGGACGUGGUUCGCCAUAUGGAUAAGCCGUAUUAUCGGCUUUCCUCUCCCCCGGGAUAAAUAUGUAAAUCCUAUCCUAUACCGCCUACAGCUACGGUACCGGUACCGGAUCUUGGACAUUCUACAGCCAGACAGUUCUAGCAAGAUCCAAGACGGCCACAAAUGUGUGUAAUAAUUUUUGAAGAUUUUUUGAAAGACUUUAAAGAAUUUCAUCACAAAGAACUGCUGCACUGAGGCAUGUUACGGGGGUGGAGGCUAACUCGUGGUACGGUACCAUGUUUAAUUUGAUAUAUCAUCAUAAAAUACUGGUAUAUUCAUGCUAAUUCAUUCACUAGUUACUACCCAUAACAAAUUUAGAUGAUGUCGGUUGUUGUCCAGUGAAGUACUUGCCCAUGAGUUCAUGACUGUAUAAACUACUGAACUAUGCCAAUUACACAUUAUUUUGAGGGGUUUUCGAAAUAUACUUUAUAGAUCGCUAUUGUUAGUUUGCCUUAUGUCAGUACCAUAUGUUAGUGCAAAGACUUGAAUGUCAGAGUGUUUUUUUAUGUAGUGAUGCAGUUGGGCUACUUAUUUCUGUACUAGGACUGGUCAGAAAGUGUAUUCAUUCACUUUUAAUUCCAUUGUGCAAUCCUUUAAAUUCAUAUAACAGGCUAUGGUGUUCAUUUUUCUUGCGCUCUAACUUGUAAAUUAUUUUAUGGUUUUACACUCCGUUUAAAAAGAAUCUUUGAAUAUGAAAUUCAAAGAUCUUUGAUUUAUGCCAGUUCUAUCUAAAUAGCAUCAAUAGUUCAGCCAAAUACUUUUGUUUGAAUGAAGGUGAACUGUUCUUUAUGAUGGCAAAAAUUACUAUUGCCUGUAAACAAUUUCUUUAAAUUUGAAGCAAGUGACAAUUUAAUUUGAAUGUUUUUUGUUAAGCUAUAGAGCUAAGGGCCUGUUUGUGUAUCGAACGAAAUCUGAUUUAAAUCCUUAGAGUUAACUCACUGCGCAUUAAUUUACUUCAGGUUGUGUGUCAUGUAAUUAUUGUAAUAUUGAAUGUGAAAAGUCCCAUGAAAUGAGAAAUACUACGGAUUUGUGUUCACCCAACAAAUUUGAAAAAUAUUCAGAAUACUAGUUAAUUGCAAGUUUGAAGUAUAGAUCUGCAACCUAUUGGAACAACCGUUUUGAAUUCAUUUUAAAUAAAUUUCAAGAUCAGGUCUUAGAUACCUGUUAUAUUACCCAUAGGGCCAUAAUAUUGAAAUAAUGUUAUAUGCACAAAUUUUUGCAGGUUUGUUAUUGAUUUUACUGCUCAAAUCUGCUUUGAAAAUACAAAGUAGUGAUUUUGAGCAUAUAAAUAUUUCUAACAUUUUCUAAAUAAAUGGGAAUUUUCUCACUAAUCAAAUGAUUAAAUCUGUACUAUUCAUUUUUGCCUAAAUAGAUUUUGUCAAAUUUACCUCGAAAUAAAUUAUGUCUGGUUGGGAUGAGUCUGAAGAAUGGGGCGAUGGCUUCUCUAAUAUUACACCAUCAGCUAAUGUAAAUACUAAUGAGUCAUUUGAUCAUCAUGUUCCGAACAAUAUCAAAUUCGGCAGAGGACAAAAGCAGCCAUUUGCAUUCCGAGAACAAGAAAAUAGUGGAUAUAUAAACAAUGACCCUGGUGAUGAAAAAAUAAUAAUGGUAGACUGCAAAAUGUGUGGCAGAAUAAUAGGUAAAGGAGGCGCAAAGAUACGGGAACUACAGGAGAGCAGUGGAGCGAAAAUACAAGUGGAUAGAAAUGAACAAGAAGGAGAUAAAGUACCUGUUAAAAUAUCUGGUAAUGAUCUAGAAAAAGAAGAGGCUGAACGACUGAUAAAAAGCUUGCUGGAAGAACAAAAGGGUAAUUCUUCCAGUUUCCAAAGUGACAGAAGCAGGUUUGGAAAUGAACGAAAGAAUGAUAAUUUUUCAAAUACAAAUUCUGGAAAAACGAUUUUCAUCAAAGCAACACAAUGUGGGAGAGUCAUAGGACGUGGAGGUUCAAAAAUUCAUGAGCUUCAAGAUGAUAGUGGCGCUCGUAUUAAUGUGAAAAGCAACGAGAGUGAUGGUGAUACUGUUCCUGUUGUACUUACUGGCGGCCAAGCAGCGAUUGAUAAAGCUGAAGAGUUGAUCCUUGAUCUUCUCAGCGAAGAUAGUUAUGGAUCGUCAAAGUCUACACAUAAUGAUAUGAAAAUUGACAGAGGAGCAGGGAAAGGUGAUGGCUUUACGUCAAGUGGAUUUAUAGAUUGGAAUAAUGUGAAUCUGAUGUGUCGCAUUCAAACCAAAAAACGAUGGGAAAACUCUCCACCAAUCAGAAAAAACUUUUAUAUCGAAGAUGAAUCUGUGGCAGAUAUGUUACCUCAUGAAGUUGCUCAAUGGAGAGAAGAUAACUUCAAUAUAUCAGUUACUCAUUUGGCUAAAGAGCAAACAAAUCGUAUUUUAAAUCCUGUUUUAACAUUUGAACAAGCGUUCAAUUGUUAUCCGGAGGUUUUAAAAACUAUAUAUGAUCAGGGAUUUGUCAAACCAUCUCCUGUGCAAUGCCAGGCUUGGCCUCUUGCAAUGAGUGGCUUUGAUGUGAUAGGUAUUGCACAGACCGGCACAGGAAAGACAUUGGCGUUUUUGCUUCCAGCGUUUUUACAUAUUGAUGGACAGCCAAUUCCAAGAAGUGAAAGGGGUGGCCCAAGUUGCCUGAUUUUGACACCGACUCGAGAACUGGCUCUUCAAAUUGAAAUGGAAAUCAAAAAGUAUCAUUACCGUGAUAUACGUUGCGUUUGUGUUUACGGUGGUGGAGACAGAAGAAAGCAAAUUAACCUGGUUACACAAGGUGUUGAAAUAAUUGUAGCGACGCCGGGUAGAUUUAACGACUUGCUAGCCAAUGAGUAUGUCUCUUUAGAUUCUGUGACGUUUUUAGUAUUGGAUGAGGCAGACCGCAUGUUGGAUAUGGGAUUCGAACCACAAAUUAUGAAAAUUUUACUUGAUAUUCGACCCGACCGACAAACUAUGAUGACUUCUGCUACUUGGCCAGAAGGGGUUCGUCGCCUGGCAAGAAGCUAUUUAACGGAUCCAAUGCAAGUUGCUGUCGGAUCAUUGGAUCUCGCUGCGACUCACACCGUAAAACAAAUUGUAGAAAUUGUUGCAGAAGAAGAGAAACGAGAUAGGCUUUUAGACCAUAUAGCAAAUAUGGAACCAAGUGAUAAGGUUCUAGUUUUUGUUGGUCGAAAGACUACAGCAGAUAAUUUAUCGGCCGAUUUGAUCAUGAUGAACAUUAUCUGCCAGUCUAUUCACGGAGGUCGUGAACAAUAUGACAGAGAGCAAGCUCUGAAUGAUUUUAAAUCUGGAGAAGUCAACAUUCUUGUAGCUACAGAUGUGGCUUCAAGAGGUUUGGAUGUUGCUGAUAUUUCACAUGUAUUUAAUUAUGAUUAUCCUCGCAACACAGAGGAAUAUGUCCACAGAGUUGGUAGGACUGGUAGAGCAGGCCGUAGUGGUACUUCAAUAACACUCGUUACAAGAGAGGAUUGGAGCACUGCUAAAGAAUUGAUAGAUAUCCUUGUCGAGGCUCAACAAGAUGUACCGAUUGAACUCUAUGACAUGGCAGAAAGAUUUGCAAAAAUGAAGGAAAGACGUGAGCGUGAAGGUGGAUUUCGCAGAGGUGGUGGGCGUGGUAGAGGCGGAGGUUUUGGUGGUCGAAGAGGAAGAGGUAAUAGUAGAUGGUAAACAUUCACACAUCUAUGCAGAUUAUACACCAGGACAUUUUUAACAACUUGGGUUUCGAAAUUAUAAAAUUCAAAGUAUGGUGCAGGGGUUAUAUUGGUCUUUAAAUUGGUUGAAUCAUGUUUAUUUUUAGUAGAAAUUUUAAAUUCUUAAUAAUCAAUUUGCUAUGUGGCAAUGGCAAAUGUUAAUCCCUGUUCAUAUUAUUAAUGGAUCUGUAUUUUGCUGAUAUUGAAUGUUAACUAUUAAGGCCUAAGGUCUGGUAGAAUUAUUGGGGGUUUUGUAGGCCGAUUACACUGUUUAACUAAUAUUCCCUAUUUAUCAUUGAAUCAGACUUGUCAAUAUCUUUCAAAACAGCAACAUUAAUAAAUAUCAUUCUAACAAAUAUUAUGCUUUUUUGGCAACCUUUUGAUAUUGCGAUUUUACCAGUGGUGCAUUUGUCAGUUAAAAUUGCAUGAUCGUAGGAAUAUUUGUUGGAUACUGUUGCGUUUAAUAUGGAUUAUUUUUUGCUUUAUCUUUCUAUCUCAGGCUGUCAUUGUGAAUUUUUAUUUAUCCCAUUUUUUUUGUAAUAUGAUAAAUAAUGCAGUUCUUGUUUAUUUGUUACCUUAAAAAUUCAUUACCCUUUUUUGACAAAGUGAAACCAACCCUAACGAAGUUUUGAUAAUUCUACUAGUAAUCAAAAUUGGAUUCCUCAGAUCCCCUAUAAUUUAAUGUUUGCAUGUCAAAAUUUUUUAGAAAUUUAGUGACCAUCAAAGACCUCAAUAUAAGCAGUUGAGGAUUCGAAUCUUCAAUUGUCUUGAAAGGCUUGGUUUGCCAUAUUUGUUGCUUAGUAUUAACGGUUGACCCAUAACCGCCUAUAUUUCAUCUUUCAUUUACUGUUAUUAAAGCACCUUCUUUCAUCUUUUCAUUUGACCUGUCAAAUACAAACAAAUUAUGUCAAGAUUGCUUUAUCUUUAGUUUUUGGGGUUCAGAAUUUCAAAAAAUGUUCAUUGGUUUUUA